This is a messenger RNA of Theobroma cacao (cacao), 1516 nucleotides long. RefSeq names its product SAGA-associated factor-like protein. NCBI's taxonomy places the organism in Eukaryota, Viridiplantae, Streptophyta, Magnoliopsida, Malvales, Malvaceae. Gene Ontology annotation, cellular component: DUBm complex; SAGA-type complex. The record is from RefSeq and is a predicted model, not a curated record.
GAUCACAGUGCAAAAUGAAAAAGUGGGCUUUAUGUGGGCCAUAGGCCCAUCAAACAUACCAUCACACGGCCCACCAUAAGUAGGCCGGUGGGAUCCAACUGCCCAGCUGACGAUCACGCCUGCAUAUCUUUAGAUUAACGGUUGUGAUUUCGAAUGAUAAAAUUCCAAACACUGAUGUUCUCCACGUGGAUGCGUCCUGUGUAAUUGAUGCACAGGAUUCGAACCUUUCUCCUCCGUCGCUGGGGAGUCGAGUCGAGAAGUAAAAGAGCGCUCUCUCUCUCGAUCGAGCGGAGAAUCGAUUCCCAACGCCUUGCUGCGUGAUCGGUAAAUUCCUCCGGCUCUAACUGAAUUUUGAAUUGGGAGCUAUCAUUACCUAACUGCUUUAUAACUCAUGUCUGGACCAAAUGAAGAUAAUACUCAGCUGUCAUCUCAUUUUUUCGGGGAUCUCCUGGAUUCGAUAAUUGCUGAUGUCGCAUCUGAGUGUCAUCGGAUAGCAAAGUUGGGUAUUGAUCGUAACUUGGAGGAAGAGGAAGAAGAGUUGAGGCUGUCAGCACAAGCUCGAGCUAGGGUAGCUGAUCCUAGUAACAGUGGUGAAACAAAUAACAAGUAUGUAGUGGAUAUAUUUGGACAAACACACCCUUCUGUAGCCAGUGAAAUAUUUGAAUGCAUGAACUGUGGGAGAUCGAUUGUGGCUGGGAGGUUUGCUCCUCACUUGGAGAAAUGCAUGGGAAAGGGUCGAAAGGCUCGUCUCAAGGUUACUAGGAGUAGCACAGCUGCACAAAACCGGUAUUCACGAAGCAGCCCUGUUUCCACAUAUUCUCCGUAUUCGAAUUCUACCAGCACAAACCGGUUAUCAAAUGGGACAUCUGGUGUUGCAGGUGAGGAAUAUUCAAAUGGCACGUAUGAGGAGCCAUGAAACAAACUUGAUCAAAGGCAGUUAACAUUUAGUUAUAGACUCCAGCGCCGGCAACCUGUGUAAUUUGCCUAUUUCAAAUAAAUUCCUAGCUUUCUCCACAUCAGUGUCAGAAGUUGUUGGGAAUAUUUAACAUUGUUACUGGGUCAUUAAUUUGGGAUUGAGUUAGUUCGUGCUUGUUUGGAAAAUCGCGAGGCAACAUUUUCGAAUCCAGUUGAACUGUGUGUUGCAUCUGUCUUUCACUUUCUUGGUCAUGUGUUAAAACUUUUAUCGAAGGUGAAAAAGGGAAAGGAAGGAAGAAAAAGGGCAGAAAGAAAUGGAGAUAUGAGGGGGGAGGUGAGGUUGCAGGCGGAGUCCGGCCUUCUGGAUUGUUGUUCCUAUUUGAUCAUGUAUCUGAAGGACUGGCAUCAUCAAAGUCGAUGGAAGUCUCAUUUCAACUGAUCUUUUAUGUUCCAGUAAACAACAGAAUAUGGCUGCUGCAUGUAUAACUAUUGCUUAAUGCUUCCUGAUUGUCUUACUUUAAGAUACCUUCCAACAGGAAAUUUUGGAUCAAUUGUGGUCUCAGAUAGUGACUGAGGUUUAAUGUGACCAAAAAAUUUGCUA